UAGAACCAACAAAUUACAUGAACAACCUUUCAAUCCAAACUAUUAAAGAAAAACAAGUUAUAUCCUCAACAAUACAAAUACCAACACCAACUGUAAUACAAAACAUAACUACAACAAGUAUUCAAACAAUAGUUGCAAUUUCAACCUUUACUCAGCAAACAACACCAAGUUACUUUA
Molecule: messenger RNA, 177 nt
Organism: Racocetra persica
Lineage: Eukaryota; Fungi; Glomeromycota; Glomeromycetes; Diversisporales; Gigasporaceae
Source: the annotation of a GenBank genome assembly